Molecule: messenger RNA, 950 nt
Organism: Solanum lycopersicum (tomato)
Lineage: Eukaryota; Viridiplantae; Streptophyta; Magnoliopsida; Solanales; Solanaceae
Source: RefSeq, a predicted model, not a curated record
AAUACUACACCACCAGCAGCUGAAAAGUCUUUGAUCAUAUUUGAAUCUGAAUCUGUAUCUGUAUCUGUUAAGCAAGCAUGGCGGAUUGUGCGAGGAAGUUCCUUCUAGCUACCGUAUUAGCUCUAUUAUGUUUCUCAUGGACAAUCGCAGCCUCCGACGGGCCAUUUAUUGUCGCACACAAGAAGGCCGCUCUUACUCGACUCAAAUCCGACAUCGAACGGAUUUCCAUCUCCAUCGACAUCUACAACGAAGGAUCUGCGACGGCAUACGAUGUGAGUCUUUAUGAUGAUAACUGGUCUCAAGAUGUAUUUGAAAUUGUCGCUGGUAACACAUCCAUGUCGUGGGAAAGGCUGGACGCUGGGGCUUCUCUCUCCCAUUCCUUUGAGUUGGAAGCUAAGAAAAAAACAGUGUUUUAUGGGGCACCAGCGGUCAUAACAUUCCGUAUUCCCACUAAGGCUGCUCUACAGGAGGCAUUCUCAACUCCAAUCCUCCCUCUUGACAUACUAGCUGAUAGGCCCCCGGAGAAGAAGUUUGACUGGGCAAAGAAAUUGAUGGCGAAAUAUGGUUCCUUGAUUUCUGUGAUCUCAAUUGUGGUUCUAUUUGUCUACCUGAUUGCGAGCCCUUCAAAGUCCAAUGCUGCGAAAAAGAAGCGCUGAAUACAGAUUAGCUGGCUUGCAACUUGGUCAUUAUUCAGGCAAGAAUGCUUGGAACCUUCCAGCUUAUUCUGUUUGUCCUUGUUAGUCAAACAGUUUAUGUACCAGUUUUUAACUUUUACACUUGUAACAACAUCCAAGCAGGUAAUUAGACUGAGAUGUUAGUCUUCGGCAGAUCAUUAAGCUAAGAUUUUCACUUUUUAUGAGAAUUUUGUUCUGGGUUCCUUGAAUACCUAAGUUAUUGUUUUUUUGUAGUUUUCUUGCUUCUUGAGCAUCAACAAUUUCAUUUUCUUAAUA